Trypanosoma cruzi is the source of this 1134-nucleotide messenger RNA. RefSeq lists its product as uncharacterized. The coding region runs from base 1 to 1134 and encodes 377 amino acids. The transcript has a single exon. The record is from RefSeq and is a predicted model, not a curated record. NCBI's taxonomy places the organism in Eukaryota, Euglenozoa, Kinetoplastea, Trypanosomatida, Trypanosomatidae.
AUGCCUGUGGAACGGACUCUGGGGAAGGAGGUGAAUGUUGAUUUGCACACAAGUGCGGGGCAGCCGUACGACGUUCAGCAGCUGCAGUCCGAAUUCCAUGCCAUCUCGCCCGCCGAAGCGUAUGGGGAGCUUUGCCAGCGCUUUCAGUGCCAUGCCAUCGCAGCUGUUGCCGCCAUGUUUCCCAGUGGCGUGGGCCAGUGGAAUGGGACCACGGAGCUAAACCUUUCGCGACUGUACGUGGGGCCAAAGGGCGUCCGACCGGUGGUGGAGAUGUGCAAACGACUCCCCGCACUGCGGUCGUUUAACUGCGCCAACAAUUAUCUGACAAACGACUCGGUUUACUUCAUUACACGGAUGGCAAUGUUUCACCCGGCGUUGGAGAGGAUUGAACUUAGCUACAAUGAGUUUAUCUCAUGGACGGGGGGCACGUUUUUGACGGAGCUGGUGGUGCGCAACACAAACAUAAAGGAGGUUGGCAUUCGCUCCACGGCGAUCCCGACACGCGUUGCGGAGGCGGUAUUUGAACAGACGCGACGUAAUUGCGUCCUCGCGUACCAAGCGGUAGGGCGAAUGCCAAAACCAACCAAUCAUCCAGCCGCUAUUCAUAUGCGGACCAUGAAACGAUUUUUUAUGGAUAUCCAGGAGAACGGUACUGUUCCCGUCUCGGCCCUUGUCGAUGGAUUUCGCGAGCGCCUUCGUAUUCUCGGGCAAGAGCGGGACCUCAGCAAGUACACAGAAAGCUUCUUUGAGACUCUCUGCCGGCAAGUACCACAGGACCGCAUUACCUGGGAGGCAUUUAUUGUAACGCUGCGAACGGAUGGCAGUUUGUAUGACGCGGAAUUUGUGAAAAAGGUUCAGCGUGUCUUUUUAGAAUUUAAUAUUGAGCCUUCAGCAGGGACGGAGGGCUUUGUAGAGGUACGAGAUCUUGCCGCCAUGUUUACGCGUCUUUACGGUGAACCACCGACGUCGAAGGAACUCGCCAGUAUGCGGAGUUUGUUGGGACUCAAUGAUACCAUGACGCUUCACUGGGAUGAGUUUUUGCCGUUGAUGUACAUUCGGGGUCCAAAGGAUAAGUGCAUGGCUAUGGGAUGGAAUCUCUCUCCACUUUACAUCCCAACGAUGCUGCACUUUUGA